AGGUGUUUCGGUCAUACCAAUUGCCUUCUCAGUCCUCAGUCGGCUCUCGUUAUGGAGGAGUUUGCCACGGCUGGUACGUCAGCGAUAGCGGCGAUAUGCAUCAUGCACCCCGUGGAUGUCGUCAAAACCCGAUUGCAAUUCAAAGGCGAGGCUGCACUCUCAUCUGUGGCCGCUCUACGAACACCAGCAGCAGCGGCAGCGUCAGCUGUCGGCCGGCCAAGAGGGGUGGUGGGUCAGCUGGUGUCGAUAGCGCGCUACGAAGGGGCAAGAGGGCUCUACAGAGGACUCGCGGCCGCAUGCCUGCUGCAGGUCAGUGUCACUGGCACGAGGUUUGCCACCUAUGGCAUGGGGAAGCAGCUAUUGGCUGACAGCUCGGACGGCGGCGGCUCAGACGCAUCUCGGCCGUCGGCAUCGUCGAGUUAUCUUCGCAACACUGCACUGGGGCUGGUCGCGGGGGUCUGUGGCGCGAUAUGUGGGUGCCCUUUCUUCGCACUCAAGACGAGCAUGCAGGCGCAGUCAGACGUGGCGGCAUUGCAAGCGGGUUUUCAGCAUGGCUAUACGAGCCUUCGGUCGGCCUUCGUCAGCAUCUAUCGUGAGUCCGGCGGCCUGAGGGGAUACUUCCGGGGAGUGGAUGCGUUCGUCUUGAGGUCGGUCGGUGGAUGGUCAGGCAGGAAGCAAAGGGAAGGGCCACACCACACCACACCCUUUCAUCAGUUUCAUGUCUGUGUCGUGUGUGCUGGCCAUGCUAUUGCUUGCAGAGUGGGCAUGUGGUCGGCGGGUCAGCUGUCGACCUACGAUGCGUUCAAGCACUCCCUCCUCUCUGCUGGCUUUGCCGACUCGACGCCCACUCACCUGAUCGCCUCGGCUGCCACGAGUGUUGUGGCGUGUAUGCUGAUGACCCCCUUCGAUUUUGUGGCCGCCAGGAUGAUGAACCAGCCGUCGAAUCCCGACGGGCGACCCAUGUUCUACAAGAGCCUCCCAGACUGCUUCGUAAGAGCCCCCCAGAUGCGCACGCGUGAGCGCAUGUAUGUGUGUCCGUGCGGAUGUGCUCAGGCCAAAUCGGUGCGGAACGAGGGCAUCCUCAGCCUCUACAAGGGCGGACUGGCCAAUGCUCUGAGGAUGGGGCCAUACAACAUCCUCAUUUUCGUCUUCUAUGAGCAGCUGAAGAUGCUGAAGGCGAGUUUUUCGUAGGGCAGCCUGCCAGCACCCCAAUGCGCGGAGGGAGGGAUGGGGUCGCAGACAAUUUUGUUCAUG
Messenger RNA from Vitrella brassicaformis, 1254 nucleotides. Lineage: Eukaryota; Vitrellaceae. The record is from the annotation of a GenBank genome assembly.